Molecule: messenger RNA, 581 nt
Organism: Condylura cristata (star-nosed mole)
Lineage: Eukaryota; Metazoa; Chordata; Mammalia; Eulipotyphla; Talpidae
Gene: RPS16
Product: ribosomal protein S16
Exons: 5
Coding region: 77-517 (146 amino acids)
Biological process (GO): maturation of SSU-rRNA from tricistronic rRNA transcript (SSU-rRNA, 5.8S rRNA, LSU-rRNA); translation
Cellular component (GO): cytosolic small ribosomal subunit; ribosome
Molecular function (GO): RNA binding; structural constituent of ribosome
Source: RefSeq, a predicted model, not a curated record
GGCUGUGUUGGCCCCGCGCUUUCCUUUUCCGGUGGCGGCGCCGCGCGGUGAGGAGCUCUUGUCUGGAUCCGCAGCCAUGCCGUCCAAGGGGCCCCUGCAGUCCGUGCAGGUUUUCGGACGCAAGAAGACGGCCACAGCCGUGGCGCACUGCAAACGGGGCAACGGCCUCAUCAAGGUGAACGGGCGGCCCUUGGAGAUGAUCGAGCCGCGCACGCUGCAGUACAAGCUGCUGGAACCUGUUCUGCUCCUGGGCAAGGAGCGAUUUGCUGGCGUGGACAUCCGUGUCCGUGUGAAGGGUGGUGGUCACGUGGCCCAGAUUUACGCCAUUCGCCAGUCCAUCUCCAAAGCCCUGGUGGCCUAUUACCAGAAAUAUGUAGACGAGGCCUCUAAGAAGGAGAUCAAAGACAUCCUCAUCCAGUAUGACCGGACUCUACUGGUGGCUGAUCCCCGUCGCUGUGAAUCCAAGAAGUUCGGAGGCCCUGGAGCCCGUGCUCGCUACCAGAAAUCCUACCGAUAAGCCUGUCGUGGGGCUUGGGUCCCUCUUUAUAAUAAACAGUGGUUGUUGGAUUUUAAGGUUUCAA